Choloepus didactylus (southern two-toed sloth) is the source of this 4074-nucleotide messenger RNA. It is a transcript of the gene CCDC149, whose product is annotated as coiled-coil domain containing 149. The record is from RefSeq and is a predicted model, not a curated record. Lineage: Eukaryota; Metazoa; Chordata; Mammalia; Pilosa; Megalonychidae. Bases 213 to 1784 code for a protein of 523 amino acids. The transcript has 13 exons.
GUGGCAGUGGCUGCGGCCCCGGCCGGCCCGGCUCCUCCUCCCCUUCCUCCUGCCGAGGCUGACGUGGAGUCAACCGCGCGGGCGGCCGCAGGAGGCGGCGACACGGCGGCUCGGAGGCGCCGGGCCCUCUCGGGGCCGCGCGGCGGGAGGAAGGGGAGGAGGAGGAGGAGGUGGGCAUCGGAGUAGCCCGCCCGCGCUUGGACGAGGAGGCCAUGAGCGGCGACCGGACCGAGAGCGACUGGCAGGGGCUGGUGAGCGAGUACCUGGUGUGUAAAAGGAAGCUGGAGAGUAAAAAGGAAGCACUGCUGAUCCUUUCCAAGGAGCUGGACACGUGCCAGCAGGAGAGAGACCAGUACAAACUCAUGGCCAAUCAGCUUCGAGAAUGUCACCAGUCGCUGAAGAAGAAAUACCGAGAGCUGAUUGAUGGAGAUCUGUCACUUCCUCCUGAAAAGCGGAAACAGGCCAAUCUUGCACAACUAUUGAGAGAUUCUCAGGACCGAAAUAAACAUCUGGGAGAAGAAAUUAAAGAACUUCAACAAAGGCUUGGAGAAGUCCAGGGCGACAAUAAGCUCUUGAGGAUGACAAUCGCCAAGCAGAGGCUCGGAGAUGAAGAAAUCGGGGUGCGGCACUUUGCGGCUCACGAGCGUGAAGACCUGGUUCAGCAGCUGGAAACUGCUAAGGAGCAGAUUGAGUCUUUGGAGCAUGACCUGCAGGCCUCUGUGGAUGAGCUUCAGGAUGUUAAGGGAGAACGGUCCUCCUACCAGGACAAAGUGGAAAGGCUAAACCAGGAGCUAAACCAUAUCCUGGGGGGGAACGAGAACCGCAUCAUUGACGUGGAUGCCCUGUGCAUGGAGAACAGGUACCUUCAAGAGCGAUUAAAGCAACUUCACGAAGAGGUCAACCUCCUGAAAUCUAAUAUUGCCAAAUACAAGAAUGCUCUUGAGAGACGGAAAAAUGCAAAGGGCCAGAGUAGAUCCAGCAGCAGUGCUCUGACUGGCGUCCUGUCUGCAAAGCAAGUCCAGGAUUUGUUAUCUGAGGAUCACGGAUGCAGUCUCCCAGCCACUCCACAGUCAAUUUCUGAUCUGAAAUCUCUGGCAACUGCCCUGUUGGAGACGAUCCAUGAGAAAAACAUGGUCAUCCAGCACCAGAGGCAAACCAACAAAAUCCUUGGAAAUCGGGUGGCUGAACUGGAGAAAAAAUUAAGAACUCUGGAAGUUUCUGGUUUGUGGAGUCUUCCAGGCCUGAGCUACAAUGUUUCAGUGGGAUUUGGGAGAGGCAAGGACACCAUCCUGUUCAGCGACCCCACUCUUCCCACCAUGCAGAGAUCGAGAUCCCCACUGCUGAAAUUCAUUGAGCAGCCCACUGAGAGCAAAGUGAAUCCCAGGGAUGGGGAGGUGCAGAAGCAAGAACGAGAUGAAAGUUGUGCCACUGCCGAGGUGUCGACAGCAAGCCAGAGCCACGGAAACCAGAGCAAGCACUUUCAUCCUUCAUUACCCCAGUUACGUUCUGAGGAAGAAGAAGUAAACAGACUUGGAAGGGAAAUGAUUAAACUGACAAAGGAACAGGCAGCCGGGGAACGGGAAGGAGUCAGAAGAGAGAGUCCUGGGGAGGGUGAGAGGAACGAGACGGGGCCAUCCCCGCUGGGCCUGGCCUCCAGGGGAGAACUCCCCAACCCUUGCCCAGACCCCUUGGAGUCCAGUCAGCCGGCAGCCGAAGAGUCCACACUGGAAGACAGCAAGGAGGUCCCAGAGGGCGAAGGCACAAGGGACACUGUGAAAACAUGACAGGAAAAGGCUUAGGCCUGAUGACACAUUGAAGGCACCGGGGAUGGUAAGGAAUUAAAAAUCAGAACAGCAUGCAGGAGUCGCCUUCUCCUAGAACACCUCCAAGGCUGCAGGUGGGAGAACACUCCAAUCCUGUUGCAAACUGUGAACGUUCCAACGAUGCCAGUUCAGUAUAAUUUAUUAAACGCGGGUCUUCAAGCUUCUUGGUAUCAUCUCUUUCUGCCGAAGACACACCGCUGUGAACAUGGCAAGGCACGGGAAUUGUGCCCACCAUAUGGCUGGUUUUCAGCGUCCGUCUUUCUGUCAGCACUUGUUUCGUUAUAGAUAAGAGGUUUCUCUGUUAAGGUUUAAUGUGGUCAAUCAGAAUUAUGGGGAGAGGUUGAAACUGACAGGGUUUUCAUCAGGGCCCCCACGUUGUAAUGGUUAGGCAGGUGAAGAGAAAGGUGGAACUGAGCCAUUGCUACACUUCACCGGACCGUGGGACCCCCCCGGCGUGGGUGCCCCUGACUUCCCACCUGCAGCGCUGUCUGUUGUGCUCCGGCUGGCAGGUGGAAAGGGUUGUUGCAGCAGGCUUAAGACAGUCGGGCUUCUGGUAGGAAAUCCACAACCCUUGGUGAAGGCUGUUUGCUGACAGCUAGAGUUGAGCUUUCCGACCUGUAUUUCUGGAGGAUUCAUUGACCUGGAGGGGACUCCCAGUGGUGUUUGAUUUUUGUGUUUCUGAGAUGAGAUGAGAGGUAGAGCCUGGAAAGGCUGGUCCUCUCCUUUCAACCCAGGCUGCAUUUAGGAUUUUAUGGUCGUUUGGGGUUUAGAAAGAUAACAGCUGCUUAGAGAAAUCCAGUUUCCCAUACCACCUGAAACCACAAACCCUUCACUCACUUAACAAAAUGUUACCACUGCCUUCUCUGUACUGUGUACUGGGGUUUUAAAGACACAGAGAUAGUGGCCCCAUGGAGAAAAGACAGAGGAAAAUUUACAAAAACAAAACAAAACAAAAACACUUGAUUGCAGCACCAUAAGGAGACCAGUGGAGCCAAGUACAAGGUCCAAGGGUGGGAAAGAGGGGAAUGGGCAACCCUACUUGGUUAUUUCUUUUGGAAUAAAAAUGAGCAUUUCUAGGUGGCAUCUGGUGCUGCAGAAAAUGGAAGAUCAUGCACUGUAGCCCUUUCUUUGAGUGGAGCUCAGUUCAUCAGCCCAGGAAGGCCUGAUAUGAGAUCCUAAAGCCCAGAACACCUCCAAGAACCAGAAUCAGUCCUUUGAGACACCCUCCUGCCGGAAAAAAAGAGGCUCCCAAGGUGGCUGGGGUGGAAAGUCUUUCCUACAUACAGGAUGCUUGUACCAGGCUUGUGGUCCUAGGCAUGAAACUUGCACAUGGGGAAACAGUGCUCCCCCACCCCCCACCCCACCUCCAGUACUUCCCUGCCAGAUUUCGUCUGACAUCUCUCAGCUAGCAGGGUAGGAAUCCCAUCUGGUUUCAUGCUUGCUCUCUCUGAAGAUGGCAAAGUGCAGACAGAAAGGGUCCUGUCCCUUGCCAGAUGCAUGCUUAGGGGGCAUCCAGCUGCUUUCUCCCACUCACCAGAGGUCACCCCCAUCCAGCCAAAUGGGCAUGCCCCAGUCAGUUCACUGUUGCUCCUGCCUAGAUGGACAGGCCACGUGCCCCUGCCCGCCGUGCCCCAGUGCUCCAUCCAUCCCUCCUCACUCUGCCCUGCACCGGCCCACCCCACAGCUCCCCUUCAAGGGAGGCUGCUGCCGCAGCUGCAGAGCUCACACAGGCCAGCAGCCACAGAAGUAAUUUUUCCCGCUGGGCUAGGCCUCAACUGUCUGCAGACCUUCAGCACUGCCACGUAGGACGCCAGAGCCACCAAAGGAAAACACAGCCAAAUUUAAUAAAAUAAUAAUAAAAAAAAAUUUCUCCCAGCAGAAGCUCUGGUUUUGAUACCCAGUCUACCGGGUGUACAUCUUUAGGGACCAUCAUCGCCUUCUGGGAAGCAGGACUUCUAAUAAACACACAUUCCAUCACAGUCAGGAAAACUGCAGUGAGUCCUAGAGAGUCAGGGGUUUGAGGGGAGGGGUGUGCAUGGGGGGGGGAGGGGGUGUAACCAGAAGUUCAUGUGUGCAGUCAGCCUGGGAAGGUCUUGUGUUAGUAGAUGGAAUUGGGACCACUGAGUUGAUCUUGUUAUAUGUGUAACUGUGACAACACCCAGGAUACAACUGUGACAUUGCCCCACCUCUGCAAUCCUGACUCAACAUGGCUGUUCUGUUUCACCGAUAUUAAAAAGAGUUUCAGCAAUUA